Phacochoerus africanus (Common warthog) is the source of this 1965-nucleotide messenger RNA. It is a transcript of the gene BMP4, whose product is annotated as bone morphogenetic protein 4. Gene Ontology annotation, biological process: negative regulation of apoptotic process; BMP signaling pathway; SMAD protein signal transduction. The record is from RefSeq and is a predicted model, not a curated record. Gene Ontology annotation, cellular component: extracellular region. The coding region runs from base 471 to 1700 and encodes 409 amino acids. Gene Ontology annotation, molecular function: BMP receptor binding; cytokine activity; growth factor activity. NCBI's taxonomy places the organism in Eukaryota, Metazoa, Chordata, Mammalia, Artiodactyla, Suidae. The transcript has 4 exons.
AACCGCGGCCGGGAGGGAGGGCUAAGCGUUUGAUCCUUCACACUUCUUCCAGGCCCUCCUGCAAGUGCCCCCAAGAUAAAACCGAGUUUUGCGGGGUGAGGCCAGGAACCUGAGCCUUCGAGCUCUGAAUAGACCCAAGGCAGGAACUGGGAACAGGCUUAGGAAAGGGCGGCAGGGUACAGUGUGCUGUGCAGCCGGGAUCGCGCGACUGUGACCCCUGCGCAGGCCGGGCAGAUUCAGUUUCGAGGGUCACGGUUUCGGAAAGGACCCUGUACUGAGUGAUCCACGCAUGCAGCAUCUUUGGAUAGAGUCGGGAUAUCACAGUAAUACCUUGAGCGGAGCCAUUCUGUAGUGCCAUCCAGAGCAACGCACUGCCGCAGCUCCUCUGAGCCUUUCCAGCAAGUUUGUUCAAGAUUGGCUGUCAAGAAUCAUGGACUGUUAUUAUAUGCCUUGUUUUCUGUCAAGACACCAUGAUUCCUGGUAACCGAAUGCUGAUGGUCGUUUUAUUAUGCCAAGUCCUGCUAGGAGGCGCGAGCCAUGCUAGUUUGAUACCUGAGACGGGGAAGAAAAAAGUCGCCGAGAUUCAGGGCCACGCGGGAGGACGCCGCUCAGGGCAGAGCCAUGAGCUCCUUCGGGACUUCGAGGCUACACUUCUGCAGAUGUUCGGGCUGCGUCGCCGCCCGCAGCCUAGCAAGAGCGCCGUCAUCCCAGAUUACAUGCGGGAUCUUUACCGGCUUCAGUCUGGAGAGGAGGAGGAGGAAGAGCAGACCCACAGCGUUGGUCUCGAGUAUCCUGAGCGCCCUGCCAGUCGGGCCAACACCGUGAGAAGCUUCCACCACGAAGAACAUCUGGAGAACAUCCCAGGGACCAGCGAAAACUCUGCUUUUCGUUUCCUCUUUAACCUCAGCAGCAUCCCAGAGAACGAGGUGAUCUCAUCUGCAGAGCUUCGACUUUUCCGGGAGCAGGUGGACCAGGGCCCUGACUGGGAGCAGGGCUUCCAUCGUAUAAACAUUUAUGAGGUUAUGAAGCCCCCGCCAGAAGUGGUGCCUGGGCACCUCAUCACACGACUACUGGACACGAGACUGGUCCACCACAAUGUGACACGGUGGGAAACUUUUGAUGUGAGCCCUGCGGUCCUUCGCUGGACCCGGGAGAAGCAGCCAAACUAUGGGCUGGCCAUUGAGGUGACCCACCUCCAUCAGACACGGACCCACCAGGGCCAGCAUGUCAGGAUUAGCCGAUCGUUACCUCAAGGGAGUGGGGACUGGGCCCAGCUCCGGCCCCUCCUGGUCACCUUUGGCCAUGAUGGCCGGGGACAUGCCUUGACCCGACGCCGGAGGACCAAGCGUAGCCCCAAGCAUCACCCACAGAGGGCUCGGAAGAAGAAUAAGAACUGCCGGCGCCACUCGCUCUAUGUGGACUUCAGUGACGUGGGCUGGAAUGACUGGAUUGUGGCUCCACCAGGCUACCAGGCCUUCUACUGCCAUGGGGACUGCCCCUUUCCACUGGCUGACCACCUCAACUCAACCAAUCAUGCCAUCGUUCAGACCCUAGUCAACUCUGUCAAUUCCAGUAUCCCCAAAGCCUGUUGUGUUCCCACUGAACUGAGCGCCAUCUCCAUGCUAUACCUGGAUGAGUAUGACAAGGUGGUACUGAAAAAUUAUCAGGAGAUGGUAGUAGAGGGAUGUGGUUGCCGCUGAAUCAGGCCUUCUGUGGGGACAGACAGACAGACACACACACACACACACCCCAUCCACUACUCACCCACACACUACACAGACUGCUUCCUUAUAGCUGGACUUUUAUCUUUAAGAAAAAAAAAAGGAAAAAAACCCUAAACAUUCACCUUGACCUUAUUUAUGACUUUAUGUGCAAAUGUUUUGACCAUAUUGAUCAUAUAUUUUGACAAAAUAUAUUUAUAACUACAUAUUAAAAAAUAAAAUGAGUCAUUAUUUUAAAGGUAAA